Molecule: messenger RNA, 2677 nt
Organism: Suricata suricatta (meerkat)
Lineage: Eukaryota; Metazoa; Chordata; Mammalia; Carnivora; Herpestidae
Product: kinesin-like protein KIF12
Exons: 23
Coding region: 16-2559 (847 amino acids)
Biological process (GO): microtubule-based movement
Cellular component (GO): plasma membrane; cell surface
Molecular function (GO): microtubule motor activity; microtubule binding; serine-type endopeptidase inhibitor activity
Source: RefSeq, a predicted model, not a curated record
AACUUAGCCGGCAUCAUGCAGAGGACCUUCGCCUGGCUGUUAGACCGGGUGCGGCAGCUGGGUGCCCCGGUCACCCUCCGCGCCUCCUAUUUGGAGAUCUACAAUGAGCAGGUUCGAGACCUCCUGAGCGGAUCUCCCAGGCCGCUCCCUGUUCGCUGGAACAAGACGCGGGGCUUCUAUGUGGAGCAGCUUCGAGUGGUGGAGUUUGGGACCCUGGGGGCCCUGAUGGAACUAAUGGAAAUGGGUCUUAGCCGGCGACGGACCUCAGCUCACACCCUGAACCAGGCCUCCAGCCGAAGCCACGCCCUGCUCACACUCCACAUCAGCCGCCAAACCGGGCCUCCAGCGGACCCUGGGGAGCCCCCCACUGGCGGAAAGCUGUGCUUUGUAGACCUGGCCGGCAGUGAGAAGGUGGCGUCCACUGGAUCCCGGGGGGAGCUGAUGCUUGAGGCAAACAGCAUCAACCGCAGCCUCCUGGCCCUGGGUCACUGCAUCUCCGUGUUGCUGGACCCGCAGCGGAAGCAGAGCCACAUCCCCUUCCGGGACAGCAAGCUCACCAAGCUGCUGGCAGACUCUCUGGGGGGGCGCGGGGUCACCCUCAUGGUGGCCUGUGUGUCGCCUUCAGCCCAGUGCCUUCCUGAGACUCUCAGCACGCUUCGAUAUGCAAGGCGAGCUCAGCGGGUCACCACUCGGCCACAGGCCCCCCAGUCACCUAUGGCAAAGCAACCCCGGCAUUUGGAGAUGGAGAUAUUGCAGCUUCAGGAGGAGAACCGUCGCCUGCGGUCCCAACUGGGCCAAAUAGACCCCAAGGCAGCCUCAGGGCUCAGUGGGCCCCGGGUAGCCUGGGCCCAGCGGAACCUCUACGGGAUGCUACAGGAGUUCAUGCUGGAGAAUGAGAGGCUGCGGAAAGAAAAGGGCCAGCUGCAGAGUAGCCGGGACCGGGCCCGGGAUGAGCAGCGGGUCCUGGCCCAGCAGGUGCACGAGCUGGAGCGGCGCCUCCUCUGUGCCUGCUCCCUUCAUCAGCCCAACCCCAGCCCAGCCCCACCGUGCCCCUGCGUGACGGUGCCAGCUCGCCCCUGCCAUGCCCCGCCGCCCCUCUUCUCCUGCCCCUGCUGUCACCUGUGCCCCUUGUGCCGAGCGCCGCUGGCCCACUGGGCCUGCCCACACAGGGGGCUCCACCUGCCGCAGGUGUUUGGCCCUGAGGCCCCAGGUGGCAUGCCCCUGUCUGCUCAGGCCGCACCCUGGGCACCCCCGUGCUAUCCUGGCUCUGCCAAGUGUCCGAGAGAGAGGAGCCAUAGCGACUGGACUAGGACCCGAGUCCUGGCAGAGAUGCUGAUGGAGAAGGAGGUGGUACCCUCCGCACCGCCCCUGCCCGUGGGGCCCCCGAAGGCGUCACCAGUGCUGAGAGUUCACAGCUGCUGCGGGGAGAGGGACGGUGACUCCGCUGUCCCCACACUGACUGAACUUGUGAGUGACCCCGAGGCAGGAGAGCCCAGGACCAUGUGGGGUCUCAGGGCCCUGUUUCUGCUGCUCACGGCCUGCCUGGCGGUGAGUGCCAGCCCCGUGCUGACGCCGCCCGAAGACAUCCAAGUGCAAGAGAACUUCGCUAUCUCUAGGAUCUAUGGGAAAUGGUUCCACGUGGCCGUGGGCUCCACCUGCCCAUGGCUGAAGAAGUUCAUGCACAGGAUGUCCAUGAGCACGCUGGUGCUGGGCGAGGGGCCGACGGACAAGGAGAUCAGCAUGACCAGCACUCGUUGGCGGAGAGGCACCUGCGAGGAGAUCUCGGGGGCUUAUGAGAAAACCGACACUGACGGAAAGUUCCUCUAUCAUAAAUCUAGAUGGAACAUCACCAUGGAGUCCUACGUGGUCCACACCAACUAUGAUGAGUACGCCAUCCUUCUGACCAAGAAAAUCAGCCACCACCAUGGGCCCACCAUUACCGCCAAGCUCUAUGGGCGACAGCCACAGCUUCGAGAAAGUCUGCUGGAGGAGUUCAGGGAGGUUGCCUUGAGUGUGGGUAUCCCCGAGGACUCCAUCUUCAUGAUGGCCGACAAAGGUGAGUGUGUCCCUGGGGAGCAGGAACCAGAGCCCUCUCCACUCACGAGAGCCCGGCGGGCCGUGCUGCCCCAGGAAGAGGAAGGAUCAGGGACUGGGCAGCUAGACACUGAUUUCAGCAAGAAAGAAGACGCCUGCCAGCUGGGCCACGCAGAAGGCCCUUGCCUGGGGAUGGUCCUGAGGUAUUUCUACAAUGGCUCCUCCAUGGCCUGUGAGACCUUCCAAUAUGGCGGCUGCCUGGGCAACGGCAACAACUUCGCCUCAGAGAAGGAGUGUCUGCAGACCUGCCGAACCGUGGCGGCCUGCAACCUCCCCAUAGUGACCGGCCCCUGCCGCGGCUUCGAGAAGCUCUGGGCAUUCGAUGCCGUCCAGGGGAAGUGCGUCCUUUUCGUCUACGGCGGCUGCCAAGGCAACGGCAACAAGUUCUACUCGGAGAAGGAGUGCAAGGAGUACUGUGGCGUCCCUGGCGAUGGUGACAAGGAGCCGCUGCCCAUGGCCAGCUGACCGGUCUGCAGGCCACAUGGUGGUGGGGAGGGCGCGGGCCGCGUCUGCCCCGGGGUCCCCAGCAGGCCAGGCUGGGUGACCCAGGUUCAAAUAAAAACCAAAUCAUGGACUCCUGAAA